AUGCUCAGCCUAUCCCAGGGAGACCCGAACACAGAAUUUGAAGAUGAUACCGAGAUGUCCCGACGUUUCUACCUCCCAAUCGACCACGAAGGCGGCAUAAACCCCCGAAUCAAGAUCCACCACCCGGCCCCAGGAAUCUUCAUCUACAGAGUCUCUGAAGGCUUCAACUAUCCCAAUGAAAACUACUAUACAGACCACCUGCCGUCAACAAAUGUAAACGUCACAGCCGUGCAGAACCUCGUCGACAUCCGCAACCAGUUAUACCGCUGGGCAUCUCAAGACAGCGUACAGUGGCACCUUGCGCACAUCCAAAACAAAUGGAGGAAGCGCGCUCUAGCAGCCUCUGGGUUCGGGUUCCCCGCCGUCUUAGACGAGUCCGGCCCUCGAUGGCAGAGGUCGAUCUUCAACUUUGCGAGGAUCCUAAAUGGUAGUCUAGCCGGUUCGGAAGCUCAGUCUCAGGCUUGA
Molecule: messenger RNA, 465 nt
Organism: Penicillium griseofulvum
Lineage: Eukaryota; Fungi; Ascomycota; Eurotiomycetes; Eurotiales; Aspergillaceae
Exons: 2
Coding region: 1-465 (154 amino acids)
Source: RefSeq, a predicted model, not a curated record